Boeremia exigua is the source of this 1018-nucleotide messenger RNA. RefSeq names its product Isochorismatase-like protein. The record is from RefSeq and is a predicted model, not a curated record. NCBI's taxonomy places the organism in Eukaryota, Fungi, Ascomycota, Dothideomycetes, Pleosporales, Didymellaceae. The transcript has 2 exons. Bases 296 to 979 code for a protein of 227 amino acids.
UUGAGCGUGCAUGGAUCGAAUGAGCGAAGCUGUGAGUCUUGGCACGCCUUACUCAUCCACGGCCGCCCGCUGCGACUGGCCAGCGUCCAAGUCGCAGCCGGUGCCUGGCGCAGCAUCAUCGUGCAUGUGUGUGUACGAAAUUCUUAGUAGGCUAUAGACUGCUGCCGCCUUCACUGCUGAUGCUGCUUUUGAUGAUCUUGAUGUGGCUAACCAGAUAAUAUUCGUUGCGCCCGAGCAGCCUCAUAGCUGUCAUAGACUCGCCCGCGCCUGCGACUCCCCAGCUCUCACCACCGCCAUGUCGUUCAAGCCCGCCCUCGUUAUCGUCGACGUGCAGGAAGACUUCUGCCCGCCAAACGGCGCCCUGGCCGUCGCCGGCGGACGCGACAUUGUGCCGGCCAUCAACGAGCUGUUGGCGCUGCCCUUUGCGCUGCGCGUUGCGACCAAGGACUUCCACCCGCCCGACCACAUCUCGUUCGCCUCGACCCACGCGGCGCCCAACAACCAGCCAUUCGUCUCCAAGGCCACCAUCACCAACCCGCUAAACGCCGCCGAGACGCUGGAGACGCAGCUGUGGCCCGACCACUGCGUGCAGGGCACCGCGGGCGCUGAGCUGCUGCCGGAGCUCGACGUUGCGCGCGUCGACUGCGUGGUGGAGAAGGGCCAGGACCGCCGCGUUGAGAUGUACUCUGCGUUUGCCGACCCGUUCCCGAGUCACUGCGCGCAGAGCGACCUGGCGGCCACGCUGAAGCGCGCCGGUAUCACGGAUGUCUUCGUUGCCGGGUUGGCCGCCGACUACUGCGUGCGCUUCACCGCGCUCGAUGCGCAGAAGCACGGCUUCAAGACAUGGGUCAUAGGCGAGGCCACCAAGGCAGUCGAUCCGUCGUCGCUGGACGACGUCUACAGAGGGUACGACGAGGCCGGCGUCCGCGUCAUCGGCAAGGACGACGGCCAGGUCCAGCGGGUGCGGGAGCUUGCAUAGAUAGUCUCAUAGCAGUAUGCAAAUAUCAUGUCUACGUCA